Molecule: messenger RNA, 3523 nt
Organism: Bombyx mori (domestic silkworm)
Lineage: Eukaryota; Metazoa; Arthropoda; Insecta; Lepidoptera; Bombycidae
Product: nuclear receptor subfamily 2 group E member 1
Exons: 9
Coding region: 235-1869 (544 amino acids)
Biological process (GO): cell differentiation; regulation of transcription by RNA polymerase II; anatomical structure development
Molecular function (GO): RNA polymerase II cis-regulatory region sequence-specific DNA binding; zinc ion binding; nuclear receptor activity
Source: RefSeq, a predicted model, not a curated record
ACAACGACAUUUUGAGCAUGUUUGAACAUUUUGCGGCAGCAGUGAAGCGAAUUUAAGGUCUGUGUUUUUACUGCUUGGGUUGAGUUUUCAAUAUAUAAUUGUAUCAUGUGCUGAAUAUCGUAAUUUAUAAGUUUUGUUUAAUUGUAAGUAGGUUCACCCACGGCUUAUUUCUUCCGGAAAUAAUUCAGAAUCCAUCAAGGCUUAUUGGUAAAAAAAAAUUUGCCCGAAACUAUCAUGGAAAUAGGAAAUUGUAAACCGGAAGCGUUUUGUCGAGUUUGCGGCGACAAGGCCUCAGGGAAACACUACGGCGUACCUUCAUGCGACGGCUGCAGAGGUUUCUUUAAAAGGAGCAUCAGACGUAAUUUAGAUUACGUGUGUAAGGAAAGCGGUCGUUGCAUUGUAGACGUGACGAGAAGAAACCAGUGCCAAGCAUGUCGUUUCUCAAAAUGCCUCAGAGUAAACAUGAAAAAAGAAGCUGUGCAACACGAACGAGCUCCCCGUCCAGCGGUAACAAUACAACAUCAAUUGGCAUUGCAGAAACUCGGAUAUAGUUUUUCACGGCAACAAAACUUUAUUCCCACUCCGUCCCCUUUAAGUUUCCCUACUUUUCCGUCUAUACACUCAUAUAGCGGAAUUGUACCAACCCUUGCCGAUCCAAAUGUACACAACUCUUUUUUGGAACGAACGCCAUAUCAAGAAUUUACUACGUCCAGAAUACCGGGGACUAUUGGUUCGGAAACAUCGCACAUGUGCCCCCUUUUAAGUCCACAAGUCGGUACACUUAAUCCUCUUAGUCCGUUCAAAAUUCCGCUAUUUUCUACUUCCUUGCAUUACCCUGUGACACAUCCAGGAUAUUUAUCGACAAACAUAUUUUAUCCCUCUGUAAUAUCUUCAGACGUUUCUGCUUCGUCCAGCUUACAAAAAUCUGUAAAUUUGAAAGAUAAUAAUGCGUUACCUUGCUCUUCAAAUGAAAUUAAUUUAUCAGAUAAGCCUGAUUCACAACACUUGGAUAAAAACAAAGAAGAUGAAGUUACCAGUUCUGAAGAAGCAUUACGUACAAACUGUCAAGCCGAAGGAAAGCCUGAAGAUUCCAAGAAGAUAUCUCAUCAUUCACUAAGCCAUUUCGAACCACCAAUUCAUCUGGUACCCAAACAUACUGAAAAACUGCAUUCAACUGUCUGUCAAAAAAUGUUAGAAGUAUCAAAAAAUUUUAACGACCGGCAAACACCGCUAAAGCCGAAAGAGGAUAUAAAAACUUGUCUCGAAGAUAUUGUUUGCACGAGAGUAACAAACGUAUCAUUUUAUGAUGAUGGGUUACUAUUGGGACAUGCUCACUAUGAUUCCGCUGUAAGAUUAUUAGUAGCCGCUGUGAAAUGGUUACAUACGCUUAUAGCGUUUAAUGAAAUGAAGAACACGGAACAAGUUAUUCUUUUACAGAACAAUUGGAAGGAAUUAUUUAUUCUUACGGCUGCUCAGUGCACCUUUUGUUUUGAUCAAGAAAUUACGGCAAAAACCAAACGUAACAACGUUGAUUUAAAAAAAAUCUCAGGUUUUUUAAGAAGAAUCAUAAAUCACUGCCUGGAUUUAACAGAAUAUGACUGUUUGAAAACUGCUUUACUAUAUCGCAAAGAACUAUUGGAUGAUUCUCCAGCAUUGCAAUUAGAAAAUUUGCAAGAUCAAGCAUUGCUACUUUUACAGAAACAUUGUGCUACAAAGAAGCCUAAUCGUUUUGGAAAAAUAAUGCUUCUACUUUCUAAUGUGUGUUGUUUUGCAAGCCAAAACAUCAUAGAACAGAUACUCUUUCCGGAUUCUACUCCUUAUGAGAUUAAUACAACAUUAUCACGCAUUUUAUUUUAUACUUCAAUGUGAAUAAACCCAUUCCGAUUUUUAAUUUAUUAUCAUAAGAUUUUAAGAGGAGUACCUAAUUGUAAGGAGGUUCUAAUGUAUCUAGAACGAAAUCGCAAAUUGAUUUAGAUUUAUUCUUCUGUGUCAAUUUGUGACUGUUAUCCACAAUGCUUACAUACUGUCAUGUAAUAUUAUCACAGCUGUAAAUUCUGUCAUGCCUUUUUAUUGAAUGCAAUAAUGUUUUCUUUGUGAUGAUAACUUGUUUUUUUUUGAACAGCUGACUUGUACUUCAUAUGUGAUUGUUUUUGCAAUCACAUUUAUAUUAAAAAAAAUUUUUUUGUAAAAUUUUUAAAUAAUAGAUAAUAAUUCCGCUCAAUCCUAGAGUAAUGUAAUUUUCCGAUAAUAAAAUUACUGAGCUCAAUACAAAGUUAAGAACUCUAAUACAAGUAGAAUAUUACUUCAACUAAGUAUUCAAUAACCAAAAGAUUUGACACAAAAAUCAUUAUUGAACUAUUGCGUAAAAUAUUUAGAUAAUACUUAAUUUAAAAUUUAAUUUGCCCACUAUUUUAAAACUAGGUUUGGUUUGAUGGAUACCUACUAAUUUAGGAAAAUUCAAUUAACUUAAUAAUUCGAAAAUACUUUUGCAAUAAAACACUACCAACUACAUAAUAAGAUAGUAAGUAGGUACCUAUAAAUUUUUUUGAUUAUCUUAACAUAUUACGUUCAACAACCUCGCAAUGACAAGGAUGAAUACAUUAGUAUGCUUGCUUCUAAAUUCUUUAUUUAUGCUUCUAAAUAACUAAACAACUAAAUAAAAUUAUACUUGAAUCUUGAAAAAUGUAAAGGAGUUGCUCUCGCCUUCUAAACAUACAAGUAGAUUCAAGUGCUUUUUCUGUUUCUUGUGGUAAUUUUAGUAUUGCUAUCCUACAUCUAAAAUUAGACAUGAUAAUAAAUGAAAAAAAAAACAUAAAAAAGUAUGAAGAAACUGAAGAAAAUUAACAAAUAUCGCAAGACACGUAUAAUGUAGAAGAUACAUCAAUGAUACAUGGUGUUCCAUAACACAACUAUGUUGCCGCAUUUGAGAGAAAAGUCCUAUGUGUAAAUCUUAGUUAUUAAGCCAAUCAAUCAUUGUAGUGAAAAUUAAAAAACAAUACCUAUGUAGGUACCGAUUCUACCGAUUUACUUCACACAAUUUACGUGUCUGCGCUUAGUUUCAAGCCAUCUGGGUGUCCCGCCUACCAUAGUGUUGUAAGCUUAUUCUUUAAUUUUUAGUAAACAUUUUUAAGGCGGUUCCGACUUCUGUUUUGUUUUAUUUCAUAAUUUGUUUAAUUAUUUUAUUAAAUUUAACUCAAUUAUUUAAAUUGAAAAAUAAUAGCGAGAUGGAACUGCAAAGCUUAUCGAUUUAAAUGUAUGACUCACUAGUGGAUGGGAAAUACUAGGUAUCAAUUUAUCUUACUUAUUCACAUGGGACGGCUAUGCAAAAAACCAUUACUAAAAUCACUCGUUCAAAUAAAAAAAACAUUCAUUUUUCAAAUGAACUAAGAAUAUACUUACAUUACAUUAGUUUACAUUUACGCAGUAGAGAGUACAUAAAAAAUAUAAUGAUAUUUUAGAAUUUUAUAAUAGAAUCUUGUCUAUCAAUUCUAACUUUACUAAAAUAUACAAACAUAACAAUAGA